This is a messenger RNA of Acanthaster planci (crown-of-thorns starfish), 1787 nucleotides long. Its product is annotated as E3 ubiquitin-protein ligase RNF181-like. Lineage: Eukaryota; Metazoa; Echinodermata; Asteroidea; Valvatida; Acanthasteridae. Gene Ontology annotation, cellular component: nucleus. Gene Ontology annotation, biological process: ubiquitin-dependent protein catabolic process. Gene Ontology annotation, molecular function: ubiquitin protein ligase activity. The record is from RefSeq and is a predicted model, not a curated record.
UAUGACAAAUUGACUUGUGUUGUGAGGAUACCACAUUGUGAUAUCCACGCACCAGGCUAGACGUGUACGGAUUUUGUACACAAAACAUGCUGUAUGAUUGUGCAAUUUUGUGUGUUUUUCCUCCAUGGUUUUUGUAACUUCUGAUUUUUUUUACGCUUGUGUAGCGUUUGUCAGAAGUGUGUACUUCUCAAGCUGAAACGAAAAACGAAAAGAAAAAAUAGGCAUAAAAAUGACUUCCUAUUUUGAUGAACAUGACUGUGAGGAAACCAAUGGUUCCGGCCCAGAUGCCAAUACGCUUUUACGAUGGGCAAGGUUAUUGAGGAAUGACAUUCAGGCUUUUGUAGCUAGUUUUGAUGGGCGUGACAUUUUUGAUGAGGAGAGAACACGCCCCCCUGCCUCCAAGGACGUAGUGGCCAAGUUACCGGACAAGGUAGUUGGUAGAUACGAAGAUUCGAGAUGCCCCGUCUGUCUAGUUGGGUACGGUUUGGGAGAAACAUGCAAACAGCUCCCCUGUAAGCACAAUUUCCAUCCCGGCUGCAUUUUACCCUGGCUGGCCAAGACCAACACUUGUCCUGUCUGCCGUCACGAGUUGCCGACCGACGACGAGGAGUAUGAGGAAUUCCGAAGAGAGAAGGCAAGAGCCCAACAGCGAGCCUUUGAGAGAGAAUCCCUCCACAGCGCUAUGUUCACUUGAUCACGACAACUUCAGAGGUGCUCCGAUGCAUGGCAAAUUUGUAAAACCACAGACGUUAAGAACUUUUAUUUGACGUUAAGGAUAAUACAAAAGUAGUUUGUUUUUAACUUUGCCCCAACUUAGGAAUAAUUGAGAAACAUGAUUUGUCAUUUUACAUAGUGCCAGGCAAAGGCAUAAAUAGGGUGUAAUGUCUGGGGGACAUGGGGUGCACAAUGUAGGCACAAAUUGGGGGGGAUGUAUACCCCAUUUUUAUGUGGAGGAUGGUAUAUUGAAUCCCCCCCACUUUCUCAUGGUGAGAAACAAAUUAAGAUGGAUUGCGAAGAAUUUUUUGGACUUGCCAAAAAUGUAUUCAAUAGCACUAACAAUGGAGAACAAUUAAUAGAAGUCAUACAUACGCUGUUUUGAUGUAAGGUUCAAAAGCAGUGUAAAAUACGUUGCAGAUGUACACCCAUACAGAGUUGUGUCAAAGAGUAAUGCCAGCUUCGGAUAUCGGAACCAAAAUGGCUUUGCAGUACGCAUAAUCCACCAUUCAGGUUUUAACUCUCGAGACACUUAUGUUGCAACUCUCUCUAUAAACUGCUCGGCAUCUGUAUCAUGAACAUCGCCCUCUACAUUGACUGGAGCAUCAGUAUUCCCCCUCCCACUCUCUAAAUUUCUGUCGCUGGGCAAGUCACAGUUUUUCAGGGAGGUAGGAAAAGCCCAUGAACCGCUUGAACCGAUGAAUUCUACAUCGGUUGUGUACAUCCUCAUGUACAUUGUGAUUCUCAUGCAAAGGUUCUCAAAGCCAAAUCAGGAAAUCAGUUGAAGAUUCUCUUAUUCUAGCACAGAUACUUUAAAGCAGGAAAAAUACUUCACAAAGACAAGUUUUUUUCUUAACGCAAAAACACUUCAAAGAAUGAAGGCAUUAGAGGUUUGUCUCAUCAUAUGCAAGCUCUCUGUUUGCACGGUUUCACCUCAAUUUCUCAAAAAAAGUUGGUCAUUGUAUUCAAUCGACCAGCUAGAAUACUGUAACAUUACAUCACCAUGUUCAAAAUUAGUAACUAAAUCCUUGUUACCAAUUAAAAUAUGAUGUGAACUAAGUGACCAAUGUCAA